Molecule: messenger RNA, 2476 nt
Organism: Dreissena polymorpha
Lineage: Eukaryota; Metazoa; Mollusca; Bivalvia; Myida; Dreissenidae
Exons: 15
Coding region: 1-2115 (704 amino acids)
Cellular component (GO): extracellular region
Molecular function (GO): chitin binding
Source: RefSeq, a predicted model, not a curated record
AUGGAUGUGACAAAGCUGAACUAUCUAAAAACCAUCGACAUCGCUGAAGGGGAAAUCAGAUUCGAUCAACUGGACUUGUCCACAUCGGUUGUCCUGAGGACUCAAUUGACCAGCAUUAUCUGUAAUGGCGACGUGGGCCAAUCAAUGGAGAUCCUCUUCCAUGUUUCUUCCUACAGGCAGCUGGAAGAGAAAAGGGACACCCGACGGGCAGGAGUGGGAGCUGAAAUCAAGGGCAAAGUUCCAGCCGGUACGGAGGAGAACGGCCAAGGCCCUGAUAAUGGAGUCAUUCCCACGCCAGAUCUAUGGCGACUACCUGGGCAUGUGAUAGGGGACAUACUCUUCUAUCUGGAUGACUACAAGUCCACGAAAAUAACGCUGGAUAAACAGCUGCUCAACUUCACGUCAUUGCCUGCGUUCCAAAAUAAUAGAAGCUUGGAGUAUCAGACGGCUGAUGAAGAACUUCUGUGCGCUGAUGUCGAUAGAAUUAUAAAGAACCACCCAGAUAAAUUCCAGAACUACGUUGACUGUAAACUGAAAUUCUUUACCAACGGCACUGAACCUCACGUGAACUACGAGAUUACAUUCGAGGGCGAGAAGAACCCAGCACAACUUCUCGAGGAAUACAACAACAUUCUUCUUAAGGAGCUGCCCAAGGAACGCUAUGACCGUUGGCUUGGUUACCGACUCGGAGACCUGCUCAUCUACUACCAGAACUUCACGGACUUUACCGAAGUUCCGCUUAAGUUCCGAGUCCUCAAUCUGACAUGGACGGAGGAUCUGGCGUCUUCCAACUCACCAAAAUUCAGACUGCAUGCUGAGCGGUUCUGCUCUGACAUCAACCGAUUGUUGCGCGCAAGACCCGAUUUAUUCACUCAAUACGAUAAAUGCAAGGUUGUACAGUUUGGUAAGAGCCCAGUCAGCAUCGAGAUCCUGCUGGAGUUCAGCGGUCGGGUUUCCAUACCGGCCAUGCAGCAAUUGGCGGCCACGGUGAUUUUCGAAGACACGCCUAGAUACCGUUAUAACCAAGUCGUUGGUCAUCUUAUUGGAGAUCUGCUGGUCUAUUAUGCCGAUCUGCUGCUGUACCACUAUAAUAUUCCGUUCGAUGCCUGGUUGUACAACAGCACUCAGAAGAUGUACGGCUAUCCAUGGCGUGACGAGGAGAGACUGUGGGACAGCAACUCACCGAAAUUCAAGGAAAUUGAAGCUGCUUUCUGUAACGAGAUGGACAGAGUGUUCAAAGCUGCCCCUAUCGCUGGCAAUCCCAACAAGGAACGCUAUUACCGCUGCUUCAUUGACAAUUUCCAGCGUAACUUCGACCCAGAGGCACCCGUGUCGUUCACAUACUCGCUUGUGUUUAACGGCACCGAGCCGCUGAUUAAGCAAGAAAUAGACGACAUGAUCACCGCCAACAUCGAGGUGUACGACAUUGGCUCCAGCAAGUGGUUCCUCAUCGGCCAACAGUGGCUCAUCAACGAGCAGAAGUGGGACGAGAUCAAGAUCAACAUCUCAGACUACCUGAUCAACCUGAUUGCCACGACGCCGACACCUGAUAUCAAAAAUCACGAGGAGCCAUUUACGUUCCGCCUUAUGAACUUCACAAUGACACCCGCGUUAGCAGAUACCUCCUCCGCCCAAUUCCAGUCGUUAGCGUCGAGGUUCUGCACCUACCUUGACGGUCAAUACAAAAAUCGUGCAGAGCUUGAGUACCUUAAUUGUGGAGUCAAACGAUUUUACACGGAACCUGGACGUGGAACCCAGCACGUGGACUUCAUCCUUACCUUCCGCGGUGACAAAGCCAACGACCCCGCGCUGCGAAACAAGAUUAUCGACAUUAUUAUUGAGAACGCUCACCGCGAGGCGAUCAACAAUAGGAUAGCCCUCGUGGUUGGGCCACUAUUCGUGGCCGAAGACUCGCUCCAGGCAGAUGCGGUGGUCAGCGGAUCAACCACGUCGCCAUUAGCCAACCCAUGCGCCCCGGACAAGUCCGGCGUUACCCUUCCUGACCCCAAUGACAAAGCGAGCUACUUCAUCUGCUACCAGGGAUCCGGUAUCGGUUCCAAGUGCAGCGCGCCAAAGGUGUUCGAUGCGAGUAAGAGCGUGUGCGUCAACCCGUAGUCAUGGAAAUGAUCGAAUGACCUGGGUGUAUUAGAGACGACAAAGUGAAAGCAAAUAAAAUGAUUACUGAAGAAAGACAUUACAAAAAGACAUUGCAGUGAAUACAAUACAGAAUUGCCUUAAUGCUUUGAAAAGUACUGUGUACUAGUUUUUAUUAAAAAAGACGAAUAUAUUUUUGACGUUUUAUGUUUUUUCAAUGAUUUCACAUUCAAUAAUUUAUGUCAAAAUCUUAAUAUUGUCUAUGUACAUAUGUUUCGUUUACUUAUUGACCUAUAAAUAUAUAAAUUAAUUGAUGAUUUUUAUGUUUGAUUUACCAAUAUUUGAUGUUAUGAAGUGUAAUUUAAUAAAAUUGACAGCAAUA